Molecule: messenger RNA, 2113 nt
Organism: Colletotrichum navitas
Lineage: Eukaryota; Fungi; Ascomycota; Sordariomycetes; Glomerellales; Glomerellaceae
Product: F-box domain-containing protein
Exons: 2
Coding region: 295-1959 (554 amino acids)
Source: RefSeq, a predicted model, not a curated record
UAAAACGAAAGCCAGACGGGCGGACUCAGGUACGUAUCCAAAGCGGUCCCUCUUAAGCUCGCACAGGUACGCAAUGAUAAUCCACAGUUGAAAAUACAUGGUAAAAAAACCGAGUACCAUGGAAUCUCGUAGUUGAACCUCCCUAUCAACCAAGGCUGCCAGAGCUUUCGGAGAUGGCUUCCCUAGUUUCUAUACCUAGUGCUCCAGAUCUGUUGCUGUGACUGUCUUGCCCUCUGUUCUACAACUCAACACACCACAAUAAAAUCCGGCUUGUCAUUAAAGUCCAUCAUCAAUAUGCCUGCCGACUGGAAUUCCCUCCCCUUGGAGAUUCGAUGGAUGGUUCGGGACUACAUCAAAAGCCUUCGGUCUACUGCAACGGAUAUCCCAUACAGACAGCUUCUUCUCGUAUGCCGCGAGUGGCACAGCUGGUUCGUCCACGAGAACUUCCGCCUCUUGGUGCUCGAUCAAGACCGGCUUAGCGACUUUGAGAAAAUGGUCAGUAACAACAAGGUCCGGCGCAACUACGUACAACGCAUCGUGCUGCGUAUCCGCCUUCCUGACUACGACUGUCCCGCCUGUGAUGAAGAAGAAGACGACGCCACCGCCUGCGCUAAUGAUGAGGCUUUUAUUGAAGUCUUGCGGCGGUUUAUGACCAUCAUGUCGGCGUGGCCUAAAAGGGAGCAUAAUUCUGGAAUAACACUGGACCUUGGGGCCUACUCGCCCAGCGAUGGCAGACAUGGCUUUCGCGACUACCGCUUUUCCGACCAAUAUCAGUACGGGGCGCCGGAGACCAGUCAUGAGCAGCAUGCAGAUGUCCUCUGCAGAGCUCAGGAGGCCGGCGAGAACCAGAAGAGCACCUGUCCCGGGUGGAACCGCAGCUGUAAUGACGAGUGUUCUUCGCCUUCCCUAUCCUCCAAGAAGAGAAUUUUGGCAACUAUUGGUGACGUCCGACGGCGACACUUUUCUGAAGUGUUCACAGAGGGACACUGGGAUACUCAACCGCAUACAGUCCUCAAGGGUAUUGUCUCUGCCCCAGCUAUUACCUCUUUGGUUCUUCCCCGCCACUACUACAGACCUAUCUCUCUUCUUGUCCUUGGCUGCGUUAUCCGCCAAGGCUUCCCAAGCCUACAGAGCCUCCGCCGCGAGACGUGGAGGGCUAUUGGUGUACCAGCAAGACAGUCUAUGGGUGGAUACCAGGACCUCUUUGCCGCCUUGCCUACUACUAUUGAUCACUUCAGUCUUUUAUGCGAGCUCAAAAAUACCCAUGUCGGCCUUCCUAUUACACUUUCCAUAAUGUACCAACCACAUUUUGGUGGAGUAGAUAUGGGCUUGGCCGCCGCCACGCUAGCCAGGCGCCUUCGCUCCUUCUGUGCGACGUACACGGUUUCGUUCGAGGACUUUGUGGAGGGCGAUCUUCGCCGGGGACGUCGGGUCCAUCCCCAGCUCGAGCACCUAGUCAUGACGUCCGAAAUCCUGGAAGCCCGCGUUAGCUGUCGCGCGCCGGAGUUCUUCGGCCUCAUCUACAUGGCAGGCCGCUUCGCGUUUGUGUCUAUGCCAAACCUCAAGAGCCUCAUACUGUGGGACGGAGACAAGAGCGACGGGUUUCUCAUGCGCUUCACAUACACCUACCUCACCUCAAACGAGACCGAACAAGGGGGAUGGCAACCGACCGUUGAUUGUCGCGGCACCCGAUACGCUAGAAAAGACCUAUUGCCAGCAUUUACAAAGUUGCGCGAUGUGCUCAGGCUAAUCUUGCCUCCCGCAACGCCUUAUAUGCGCUUCAUUUUCAAAAGGUCUCGUACUGCUGGGGGGAAAGAAGAAGCAGAGGGAGAAGGAGAACAGGUUAAUAGAAGAAGGAUAACCAAGGGGCCAGAAUUCCAGGAGGUGCGAAAUUUCAUCCUAGAUCCUGAAUCGGCGAAGCAGAGACUGUUCGAAAGAAGAGUGUCUGCGAUGCAUUGAUUAUUGAACCACGCUAGUGUAAGGCCUAUAUAUGACAACUGGCAUUCUUGGCAAAAAAUUGACCGGAUACCAUGACUGUAUAUUAAUAUCGUCUCUGCUUUGCGGAGUUUCAGCUUCAAUUAAUUCAUCAAUCAACAGGUGUCUAUGUCGCGCA